Messenger RNA from Medioppia subpectinata, 4291 nucleotides. The record is from the annotation of a GenBank genome assembly. Lineage: Eukaryota; Metazoa; Arthropoda; Arachnida; Sarcoptiformes; Oppiidae.
GAAAUGUUAUCUUGAAAUACAUGUAAACAACUGAUAACUGAAUACCAAUUAAAUGAUUGAAUCAAACAAAUGGGUUGUAAUUUAGUAGCAAUUGUUGAUUAAUCAGCUAUUUUUGCGAUACUUAAUACACUUGUUAUACUCAAUACAUCCGUCCAUUCAUUACAACUGACGCCACACGAAGACAUAGUCAUCGCGAGUGCGGAUCAAAUCCAGCCCUAAAUCUGUUGACCAAACUUUGCCUUUAAAUUGUUGUCAACGAAGAAAACAAAUGUUGAAAACAAUUAUAUGUUUGGUUUUGUGUCUGAUUUUGUUACCAGAGUGCAAAUCUGCGGCCAAUAACUGCUUAUUUCGUGGCAAAUGCGGUGAAUGCGAUGACUGCACGUACGGACAGUUCCCCAUACCAUGUCUUGUGGACGAACCGCCCGUCCAUCUGGACGAAGAACACGCGGAUCAGUUGAAACAAUUGGCGCCCGAACUCUUCACAGACGCGGAUCCAGUGUUUUGUUGCGACGAACAACAGGUGACGGAUAUCAUCGCCCAAACAGGGUUUGCCGUCUUCACGAAGCGCUGUCCCUCUUGUUUCGUGAACUUCGCCAAAAUCUUUGUCCACAUGUCUUGUAAUCCAAAUCACUCGCAAUUUCUGAAAGUGACGGGCAGUAAGACCGCCCAAUCGGAUCCCAACAAACUAAUGCUCACGCAAUUGAGUUAUUACAUGUCCGACAACUACGCGAACGGCGCCUACAACUCAUGCGUUAACGUCCAGUUCCCCUCAGCGGGCUCUACGGUUAUGCAGCUGUUGUGCGGCAUAUACGGGGCCGCCGACUGCAGUCCCGCCCGUUUCCUGGAGAGUCUGGGCGCUGUCCACACCUCUCCUUUUGAAAUCAACUUUCAUUUAUCCGAAAGAACGCCUGAAAGUGAGAUGAAUGUGAAACCUGUCGGCUGUAAUGAAGUGCCAAAAGGUUUCUCAAAUCAGACGUGCAGUUGUGCCGACUGUCCCGUCAAAUGCGAUCCCAAACCUUAUCCAAUGCCAGUUAAGCCGUGGAUCAUAUGGGGAGUGGACGGCAUGUGGCUUAUUAUGGGAUUUGUUUAUUAUCUAAUAGUUGUCAUCAUUAUUGGAGUUUUUAUAUUUAAUUAUUACAAAUCAACAUCAGGACAUAUUCUUUUGGUCCCCAAUUUUGACGAUGAUUUACCAAAUGAAACACUUUUAGAGACCAAACCAUUACUGUUUACGAGAAUAACAGACAAAUUGCUUACUAUUGGGUCUAAAUUUGAUCACAUAAUCCGAACCGGAUUUAAAAACUAUGGUGUCUUGUGUUCCCGAAAGCCGUUUACAUUUAUUCUCCCAGUGAUAGGCGUUGCGUUAGCGUUGGGUCUAUCGGUUGGCGUUUUGACUCAUUUUACUCCAAUGACAGAUCCGGUGAGCCUAUGGUCUGCACCCAAUAGUCGAGCGCGAACUGAGAAAGACUUCUUUGACCGACACUUCAAUCCUUUCUAUCGAAUUCAACAAAUAAUAAUCCAUCCGAAGACGGAGUCGUCUAUAAUACAUAUCAAUCCCAACAACUCAUCGCAAACCAUAACAUUCGGUCCGGCAUUCAAUAAGGACUUUCUGUUGCGAGUCUUAGAAUUGCAAACAAAAGUGACUAAUAUUACAGCUAAAGUCAACGGACAAGAUGUGGUCUUAACUGAUCUCUGUUUCGCUCCCAUGAAGAACAAUAUCUGCGCCAUUCAGUCACCUCUCGGUUACUUUCAGAGCAAAGCCGCUAACAUUGACAAAAUAGUGAAUAAAUACAAUUAUUUGGACCACUUUUACAGUUGUCUGAAGAACCCGACGCUUCAGAACGACACGGAACUAUCGAUGAGCUGUUCGGGCAGUUAUGGCGGACCCGUAUUUCCAAAUGUGGUUUUUGGUGACUUUUCGGGCAACAACUACAAGAGUGCCCGCUCUGUAGUGAUCACAAUAAUGCUCAACAAUCACAUCGAUAAGAAGGAUAAUAUACCGGCGAUGGCGUGGGAACAGCUAUUUCUUAAUUUAUUGCAUCAGUACAAUACUUCAGAUUUUAAUAUCGUUUAUUAUUCUGAGCGUUCGCUCGAAGACGAGUUGGACAGACAAAGCAGAUCCAGUCUCGUGACGAUUGCCAUUAGUUAUAUCGUUAUGUUUGUCUAUAUCUCUAUAGCUUUGGGUCGUUUCACUUCAGUUCAAAGACUUUUUAUCGAUUCGAAGAUUAUAUUGGGUUUAUGCGGAGUGAUUAUUGUGUUGCUAUCAGUGACCGCAUCCAUUGGUUUAUUAAGUUUCUUAGGCGUUAAAUCAACACUAAUUAUAGUGGAAGUCAUACCAUUCCUAGUACUGGCCGUUGGCGUCGAUAAUAUAUUUCUUUUGGUUCAAAACCUUCAGCGCCAAGAGUUUAGAGCAGACAUUCCAGUGGAGCAACGGUUUGGCACAGUUCUCGAGAGUAUUGCGCCCUCUAUUCUAUUGGCCACUAUAGCCGAGUCGUCGUGUUUUUUCUUGGGUGCGCUCACAGAUAUGCCCGCCGUUCGGGUGUUCGCACUAAACGCCGGUUUAGCCCUUUUAAUAGCAUUUGUCUUACAAAUGAUUGUUUUCAUACCACUGCUUGUGUUCGACACGUAUAGACAGUUAAACAAUAGGUAUGAGUUGUUGUGUUGUUUAAAGUUAUCGAAACGACACGACUUGGAGGAAGAGCCCGAAUCGGAUAGCAAUGGACUGCUUUAUAAAUUUUUUGAACACAUAUACGCGCCAUUACUCAUGAAGGACUAUAUAAGACUACCAGUUAUAAUCGUAUUCUUGGGCUGGUUCUGCACGUCAGUCGCAGUGAUCAAUAAGUUGGAUGUGGGUCUCGACCAACAGCUCUCAAUGCCCUCCGAUUCGUAUUUAUUGCCUUAUUUUGAGGCACAGACCAAAUCAUUAGGCGUCGGACCACCGGUUUAUUUUGUGGUCAGAUCUGAUUUCGAUUACGCGCACAAACAGAAACUCAUUUGCAACUCUGCCGGCUGUUCGGCCAACUCAUUGGGCGCUCUUCUCACCGACGCCUCAAAGCAUCCGAACCAGACGUUUAUCGCCGGUUCCGUUGCCAACAAUUGGGUCGACGACUAUAUCGGUUGGGCGAGCGAUAAGAAGUGUUGUCGCGAGAAAGAGACCAAAGACGGACCGGCCUUUUGUGACUCAACGGAGAAGAAUCCCAACUGUACUUAUUGUAAAGGUUUGUACGAUUCCGAGAUCGAAGCGGAGAUAUUUCCCGAUAUGUUUAACCACUCGUACCUUAAUCAGUAUCUGAAUGAUAUUCCCAACGCCUUUUGCUCUAAAGGCGGAGGGCCCGCCUAUGGUGCAGCUGUUGAUUGGUUGUGGGGGACAAACCAAACUGAUCAUAACCAAACUCAUCAUAUGAACGAUACAAUUCUCAUUAAAGCGUCGUCUUUUAGUACAUAUCACACGGUUAUGAGGAGUUCUCACGAUUUCAUAUAUGCUCUCAAAAACGCCCGAAUUUUGGCCGAGAGUUUGACUCAAUCGAUAAACGCCGACAAUAAAGCGGACGAUCAUUACGUGGAAGUGUUUCCCUACAGUAUAUUCUAUGUAUUCUAUGAACAAUACUUGACGAUAUGGACGGAUACCAUCACGAAUCUGGUUAUCACUAUAUCAGCCAUAUUUGUGGUCACAUUUAUAUUCUUGGGAUUCGAUUUGAUAUCAUCGUUGAUAGUCAUAGCGAUGAUUGUGGCCAUUGUUGUAAACUUAAUGGGAUUCAUGUUUUGGUGGAAUAUAUCGCUGAACGCCGUCUCUCUGGUCAAUCUCGUGAUGUCUGUGGGAAUAUCAGUCGAGUUCUGCUCUCAUAUAACGCGCGGAUACGUAAUGAGCGAACGGCCGACACGUGUGGAGAGGGCGGAGGAUUCGUUGGCGACGAUGGGCUCAUCGGUGCUGUCGGGCAUCACAUUCACCAAAUUCGGUGGAAUAGCGGUUCUCGGGUUCGCCUCAUCGAAGAUAUUUCAGAUUUUCUACUUUCGUAUGUAUUUGGGAAUAGUAUUAAUCGGAGCCCUUCACGGACUCCUCUUCUUACCCGUCAUUCUCAGCCUAAUUGGCUCACAAUUAAGGCACCGAUAGUUACACUCAUUUUUAAUUAGACAAUCAAAUUAUAUCAUAAUUAUAUAUUUAUAUGUAAAGCACUAAUCUAUUUAUCGUUAUAUUUUGCCAUUUAAUUAAGAUUUUAUAGAUUUAUAUGUAUUGUAAAGAAAUCAAAACAAAUAACAAAACAUUUUAUAAAUCGAUCCAAAUUUAUUUGAUGUC